This is a messenger RNA of Bactrocera neohumeralis, 1594 nucleotides long. RefSeq names its product hydroxysteroid dehydrogenase-like protein 2. The transcript has 3 exons. Lineage: Eukaryota; Metazoa; Arthropoda; Insecta; Diptera; Tephritidae. Gene Ontology annotation, cellular component: mitochondrion. The record is from RefSeq and is a predicted model, not a curated record. Bases 254 to 1492 code for a protein of 412 amino acids.
ACGCUGUCCUGUUGUUUUUUGAUAGCAAAUGUGGGAUUGUACUUAUUUUAGCAUACAUACAUACAUGCAUACAAAUCUACAUAUGUUGUAUGAUUACAGACGCCGCGGUCCAAUUGUGUACUUUGGACUCUGCUUUUGUUGACUUCAUUGUUUGACCAACCAAUUUUUUGACAUUUAAAAAACAAACGCGCAACGGAGUGGUCGCUAUAAAUUAGCACUUAUUUUAAUAGCAAAUUAAAGGAAAAAACUUAAAAUGAUUAAUACAGGGAAACUAGCUGGACGCACACUUUUUAUUACUGGUGCGUCGCGCGGAAUUGGCAAAGCUAUUGCACUAAAAGCGGCACGUGAUGGUGCAAACAUCAUCGUCGCUGCUAAAACAAGCACACCACAUCCCAAAUUGCCAGGUACAAUUUAUACAGCGGCUGAAGAAAUUGAAAAGGUUGGUGGUCGUGCACACCCCUGUGUUGUAGAUGUACGCGACGAGCAGCAAGUACGCUCAGCUGUUCAGGAUGCUGUCGCGAAAUUCGGUGGUAUUGAUAUUCUCAUAAAUAAUGCAUCUGCCAUUUCACUCACUGGUACGCUGGAUACAGAUAUGAAGCGUUAUGAUCUUAUGCAUCAUAUUAACACACGUGGCACUUUCCUUGUAUCAAAGGAAUGUUUACCAUAUUUGACGAAGAGUAAUCAUGCACACAUAUUGAAUAUUUCACCGCCUUUAAAUUUGAAUCCGAUCUGGUUUGCUCCACAUGUGGCCUAUACAAUGGCCAAAUAUGGUAUGUCUAUGUGUGUGCUGGGUAUGGCAGAAGAAUUCCGUUCUGCCAAAGUGGCCGUAAACGCGUUAUGGCCACGAACUGCUAUACACACGGCUGCCAUAGAAAUGUUGACUGGGCCAGAUAGUUUAAAUGUAUCGCGAAAAGUUGAUAUCAUGGCAGAUGCCGCUUAUGCAGUUUUGGUGCGUGAACCUACUCAGUGUACAGGACGUUUUCUUAUUGACGAUGAAGUCUUAACCGAAGCUGGUGUCACGGAUUUGAAACAAUACGCCUGCAAUCCUGAAUAUGCCGAUAAAUUAAUGCCCGAUUUCUUUUUGGAUAUUCCCGAGAAUGAACUCAAUGCAAUUAAAGAAGAUAUUAAGCAAAGAAAAUCUGAAGGUGCAUCUUCCGGUCAAAUACCGGCAUUAUUUGGAAAGAUUGAAACAUUGCUUUCACCAGAACUGGUGCAAAAAACGCAGGCUGUUUUCCAAUUCAAUAUUGAAGGAGAAGAAAAAGGCACAUGGCAUUUGGAUUUAAAAAAUGGAACAGGCUCAUGCGGUAGUGGUGAACCAAAGAUUUCACCUGAUGCAACUUUAACAAUGAAAGCUAAUAACUUCCAUGAUAUGUUUUCGGGAAAACUAAAGGCUGCAACUGCAUAUAUGACAGGAAAACUAAAAAUUUCCGGUGACUUGAAUAAGGCAAUGAAACUGGAGAAGCUUAUGCGUUCACUAAAAUCAAAAUUAUAGACUUUGGUAAUUGUUAUGACCUGAGGUUUGCUAGUGAUAAGUUGCAUUUUUUAUGUUAAAUAUAGGUUUAAUUUACUUUUUAAUAAAUAUUUUAUUUGUAAA